AUAUUAAACUAUUCAAAUAAUAUAUUAUCAGAAGAAGGGGGGAAUAAAACUAUUCUGAACCUAGUUUCAGUGACUCAUCCAAAAAAAUAUUCUGGACAUACCACUAUACUACUGCAUGCAGGGUCAUAGAUAUUUCAGAUAUUUGGACUUUUUAGCUAGAUGCAUGCAGUAGAUACACAAAAUACUAGAUACAGUUUCAGUGAUCAGUGUCAGUCAAGAUAGCAAGUACAUGCACGAUAAACGAAUCAAAAACCGUUGAGUACAAAUCUAUAUUUUAUUGGUAUUAUACAUUUAUACAGCUAGGAAUAAUUAUAUCAUCUAUCAAUCUAGAUUUACAUAUUAUAUACGUAAUAAACGUUAUUUCAUAAAUCAUAAUCAAGGAUUACAAAAAUCUGUGUAUGCAAUAUUCGUGGGUGAAUAAAGAAGUAGAGAAGAACAAAAUGAAGUCCAUUUCAUUCGCCGGCGUUGUUUUUUGUGCCUUAGCAAUCUCACAACAAACAUGGUCAUCGGAAAUCCUGGUCAUAUUCCCGACAACCGCUCAGAGUCAUUACCGUGUCGUCCGACCACUAAUCCACAGCUUAUUGGAUCGCGGACACAAAAUAUUAGCGAUCACGAAUUUCCCGGAUACUGUGGAAAGAGCCAAUUUAUCACACAUCGACAUUGCUGGAUUGAAACCGCACUCGAAGAUCAAGACUACCGGUGAUUACGGAAUUAUUAAGAUGAUAUCACGUAUAUCGAAAAACGCCAACACAUACGCGACUAUUCUCAAUCAUCCGCCAGUUGUUAAACUAUUACAGUCCGGUCGAAAAUUCGACUUGGUGAUUGCCGAAUUUUUUACAUCUACACCAAUAUUUGCACCGAUCGCCGAAGCUGUGGACGCACCGAUUGUCGGUUUUUGUCCAAUGACCUCAUUUCCAUGGAUACACGAAGUGAUGGGAAUGGAGACGACCAUGUCUUAUAUGCCUUCUCUCAUCAGUGCUUCCGGGAAUCAUAUGUCAUUUUUCCAGCGAAUCAGUAAUACUUUAAAAUCGGUAGUCAUCGACAUUGGGUUUAAUUGGAUCUACACCCGCGUAAUUCGAGAUAUUAUCAAACAUCAUUACGGCAUAGAAACAGAAUCAGUAAUAAAAUCGAUGGCUAAUCUAAGUAUGAUUAUGACAAACAACUAUCAUAGCGUGUUUUUAUCCUAUCCCACACUGCCCGGAAUUGUUGAGGUUGGCGGAAUUCACGUAGUCGAUGAAAAACCUAUCCCGCAAGACUUGAACGAUUUUAUAAAUAAUGCAGAUCACGGUGUGAUUUUAUUCAGUUUGGGCUCUAUCGUGUCAGAAGAAUCGUUGGGCACCGAUAAACUAUACAACAUACUCGACGCGUUUUCGAAACUUAAACAAAGAGUCAUCAUGAAAUUUGAUGUUGAAAAACGCAAUAUACAGUUACCAAUGAAUGUAAAAGUGGUCAAAUGGUUUCCACAGCGAGAUCUUUUAGCGCACCCAAAGGUAUUAUUAUUUAUAACGCAUGCUGGUAUGAUGAGUGUAAUCGAAACAAUACACUGUGGUAAACCAAUAGUAGCUAUACCGAUAUUUGGUGAUCAAAUUUUUAAUUCUCAUUUGCUGGUUGAAAAACAAGUGGCUGUCAUUGUAGAAUACAAACAUUUGGAGAGUGAUCAGCUUUUCAAUGCUAUUAAUGAAGCAUUGACCGAGAAAUAUAUAAUUAACAUGAAAAAAUUGCAACAGUUGUAUAAUGAUCGACCGCAUUCACCUCUUGAAACAGCAAUAUACUGGACCGAGUAUAUAAUAAGAAAUAAGAACGAAUCAAAAGAACUGUUAAAAAGCCAAAAGGUUCACUUAAAUUUGCAUCAAUCGUAUUUAAUUGAUGUAUUUACUGUUCUUCUCCUCCCACUUAUUAUAGCGGUAUAUAUUACAUUAUGGACAAUGAAACGUCUAAGAAAGCAUUAACUCAAGACCGCUAUAAGAUAUUAUUAAAAGAUACUUAACCCACACAACAUUUUUUUUUGAUACCUACCUGGUUGAAGUUAGAACUGUUUUGGAAUAACUACCUUUCUAUGUAUAUAGAAUAUAGAUAUUCGUCUUAGUGAUUGGACACAAAGAAAGAAAACCUUAAAAAUAAAUCAACAUACAAAUAUACUUAUGUUAUAUAAGUACUAAAAA
Molecule: messenger RNA, 2162 nt
Organism: Rhopalosiphum padi (bird cherry-oat aphid)
Lineage: Eukaryota; Metazoa; Arthropoda; Insecta; Hemiptera; Aphididae
Product: UDP-glucosyltransferase 2-like
Exons: 7
Coding region: 399-1949 (516 amino acids)
Molecular function (GO): UDP-glycosyltransferase activity
Source: RefSeq, a predicted model, not a curated record